CCACCAUCACCAGCAGCAGUAGCAGCAGCAGCAGAGGAAUAUCUCCCAAUAUCCCAUCCCGGGCACGUCGGAUAAGCUGCAGCAGCGAAAGCACGCGGCAAAUAUUGCGGUGGAAGGGAAAGGAGAGCAGGUCCAUGGGAUUUCACACCUCUCACCCAGCCUGGGCGGCAGUUUGGGCUUGUUAUGGGGGUGACCCGAAGGAGAAAGUGACAGCGGAACAGUGAUGCCACUGUUUACAUAACAGGAGAGACUCGCACACACAUACAUGCACAAACAUAUACACACAGACAUGCAAGCAGGCUCAAAUCGCCAGUCCAAGACAUACACACUCACUUAAACAGUUCCACACAUGCAUACACUCUGAGACGGCGUAUUGAACGGAGUCACUGACUGAGUCACUGCACACUCAGAGGAACAGAAUCACUGACUCACACACAGGAACACACACAGACAGACACAUACACAAGGGGAAAAGGUUGUUUGCAGGAGCCAGGACUGUGUUGUGUGUGCUAUGGGCCAAGCUGAGCAGCAGCUGUGUGUGAGUGUUGGAUACCUCUGAAGGGUCAAAGCAGCUGGAACCCUCUGCCUCCCCCAGUUCCUCCCCUUACCCCUCCUAUCCCUCCUCUUCCAGCUAUCCCCAAAACACAUCAUCAUGUCCGAGCUGAGGACCAGCAGACUUUUAUCCCCCCCUUCAUCCUUCUCUUUCCACCUCAGGUUUCUAUCCCUCCUCCUCUCCCUCUGCCUUUCCCUUUCUCUCUAUCCAACCUCCUUAUUGGCACAACAGACUGUGCCGGUCAUUUCUACGGCACAGGGCCGUAUCCGUGGCAUCUUGACCCCGCUGCCCUCAGACCUCCUUGGGCCUGUCAUUCAGUACCUUGGAGUACCCUACGCCAGGCCUCCCACGGGGGAUCGGCGCUUCCAGCCGCCUGAGCCGCCCUUACCUUGGCCAGGAAUACGAAACGUGACGCAGUUUGCUCCUGUGUGCCCACAGUCAUUGGAUGAGAGGAGCAUACUGGGAGACAUGAUGCCAUCCUGGCUCACUGCUAACUUGGAUAUAGCAGCGACGUACCUCACUCACCAGAGCGAGGACUGUCUCUACCUCAAUAUCUAUGUGCCAACCGAGGAAGACAUCCAUGAGGAGGGGCAGAGGCCAGUGAUGGUCUACGUCCACGGUGGCUCCUACACAGAAGGCACCGGUAACAUGAUGGAUGGCAGUGUGCUUGCAAGCUAUGGCAAUGUCAUCGUCAUAACUCUCAACUACCGCCUAGGAGUAUUAGGAUUCCUUAGUACAGGUGACCAGGCAGCAAAAGGGAACUACGGCUUGCUUGACCAGAUCCAGGCCCUGCGCUGGGUGAAGGAAAAUAUCGCAGCCUUUGGCGGGGAUCCAAACAGGGUCACGGUGUUUGGAUCAGGGGCUGGAGCAUCCUGCGUGAGCCUCCUCACCUUGUCGCACUACUCGGAGGACCUGUUCCACAGAGCCAUCAUCCAGAGCGGCAGUGCUUUAGCCAGCUGGGCUGUCAACUACCAGCCAAGCAAGUAUGCCCGGCAGCUCGGUGAAAGAGUGGGCUGCGGCAUCGAUGACAGCACGCAACUGGUUGCCUGCCUCCAGGGCCGGAGUUACCGUGAACUUGUGGAGCAGAACAUAACACCAGCCAAAUAUCAUACAGCUUUUGCCCCGGUGAUUGAUGGUGAUGUUAUACCUGAUGACCCCCAGAUUCUGAUGGAGCAGGGAGAGUUUCUGAACUACGACGUGAUGCUGGGGGUUAAUCAGGGUGAGGGCGUGAAGUUUGUGGAGGGCAUAGUGGACUCAGAGGACGGUGUCAGUGCUGAGGACUUUGACUUCGCAGUGUCGGACUUUGUGGAUAGUUUGUAUGGAUACCCAGAGGGCCGAGACACAUUGAGAGAAAGCAUAAGGUUCAUGUACACAGACUGGGCAGAUCGGGAUAAUGCAGAAACCCGCAGGAAGACACUAGUGGCGCUUUUUACAGACCAUCAGUGGGUGGCACCAGCAAUAGCAACAGCUGAUCUCCACGCUCAGUAUGGGUCUCCUACCUACUUCUACUCAUUUUACCACCACUGCCAGAGUGACGCCACGCCACCUUGGGCCGACUCUGCCCACGGUGAUGAGGUGCCUUAUGUGUUUGGCGUGCCCAUGGUGGGACCCACCGAUCUGUUCAACUGUAACUUCUCCAAAAACGAUGUGAUGCUGAGUGCGGUCGUUAUGACCUACUGGACCAACUUUGCCAAGACUGGUGAUCCAAACCAGCCAGUUCCUCAAGAUACCAAGUUUAUCCACACAAAGCCUAAUCGCUUUGAGGAAGUGGCUUGGUCUAAAUACACCCCCAAGGAGCAGCUGUAUCUCCACAUUGGCCUCAAGCCCCGAGUCAGAGAUCACUACCGUGCUACCAAAAUCUCCUUCUGGCUCCAGCUGGUCCCACACUUGCAUCAUGUCAACGAGCUCCUCCAGUCGGUGUCGUCUUUCACUCACAGUCCCUCUCCACAGGAUGACACCCCUUACUCUUACACUAAGCGUCUAUCCAAAGGUUGGCCUCCUAGCAGUACACGCCACCCGGGUUCCCCAGGAGGUACUCCACAACCACCCGAGCCCGCGUUAGGACAAGGUGGAGAAGAAAAUGGGGUCCGUGUCCCUAAUGAGGACUACUCCACUGAGCUCUCAGUGACUAUUGCAGUAGGAGCGUCACUGUUGUUUCUUAACAUACUUGCAUUUGCGGCUCUUCUUUACAAAAAAGACAAAAGGCGUCUGGAGCAUCGUAGGCCACGUCCACUUCCCCCACCGAGGAGAGACAUCACGCCAGCAGACGUUGCAGCCCACCUACAGGGGGAGGGACUGAUGUCAUUACAGGUGAAGCAGCUGGAGUGUGACGCUGCCUCAGCAGAUGAACGGAACAACGCUCACCAUCAUCACACCCUGGAUACUCUAGAUGCGCUGGAUGGAUUGGACACCCAGGACAUCUACAGCACACUGGACACUGUGCGCCUCACCUGCCCACCUGAUUACACCCUCACGUUGCGCCGCUCACCCGACGAUGUCCCCCUCAUGACCUCUCUGACCCCGGGAUCGCUGCCCGUGACCCCGGGGUCUCACCCCGUUACUCCUGCGACGCCAAUGACCCCAAUGACGCCUGGAUCGGUGGCCGGGAUGAGGAUGGGGCAUCCUCACCAGGGAUACACACACCAUAGCCCAUAUAGUAAUACACACUUGCCACACACACACAUCUCCACGCACACACACUCCACCACGCGUGUAUAACCGCAGCAAGAUACCGCAGCACAUAGAUACAACACACACCCUUACUUAAACACACACACACACACACACACUGAACAAAAGACUUAAAUACCUCUACUAAUUACCCUGCAGGAUUGUUACAGAAGGAAUGACAGAGAGACAUUUUUCAGUAACAGGAUGUAAAGACAAACAGCUGUGUGUUGCAUGUCUGGGGAACUGAAACCUAAAACUGGAUCAGACGAGAUACUCAUUUGCUCAUAACCCGAUGAGCCAGGACAUCCAUCAAAUGUCUGAAAACCUGCUUUGGAUUUUAAAUCUGCUUUUUCUACAACUGAGGAGGAGGAUGAGGAGCACUGUGGCAAAGGGGUCAGUUACUUUACAUCUCUUACUGCACCUGAGCUGCGCAGUGCAAACCGUGCUGAGGCUGAAGAGAGCAGAUGUAGAUGCAGAACUGAGUUAUGAAGUACCACACACACAGACUGCUGAUGUCAACUUGAACAACCUGUGAAAUGUGAAUGUAGCAUUUUUUUUUCAUUAAAAGAUCAAAGGCCCUAUCUGCCAAGGAUCAAACUAAGCUGAGGAGAAAAUAACAAAUUUCAGCGAGAGAUGGAUGUAAAAAAAAAACAAAAAAGGAAAAAGCAGAGAAAGAGGAAGAGGGGGAUUGAAAAGACAACAUAAGCUGAAGGAAAAAGUUUGCGCGAUGGUGGGAAAGAGAUUAAGAUUUCAUUGAGAGGGAUUUAACAGCUGUGAGAGUGAGGAAGACAAAGGGAGAUAGAGUGAUAUGAAGAAAAAAAAACACACACACAGAAUUGGAAAGUGUGCCAAGAGAAAGAAAUUAGCUUCAGAAGAAGAAGGGGCCUCUGAAGUGUUGCCAGACUUACUGAAGAAUCACUCUAACCAGCUAUGUGUUAAACUCUUGUAAAUAGAAUGGAAAGAUACAGAUGAUAUAUUAUGAUUUACAGCAUUUACCUGCUCUUGCAUUAAAACAUGACUUAUUUAACCACAUUAUUGCUUUCAUUUCAGAUAUUACUAUAUUAUUGUAUAGAUGUCCUAAAGCAAGGCUGGUUGUCUUUCUAUCUCAACCCACUGUAAUAUGUACACAGUACCUUUAUUUACAGACUAUAUUUGCUAUGCACAGUCAUUUGAGUAAUUCUUAACAAUGUGAGCAUUUAGGUAUUUGUUUAGUCGUUGAAAUAUAGGACAUUUUUCACUCCAUCCUGUCUUUUUUUUGAUCAUUGGGAAGAUGAGCUAGUACUGUGUAGAUAAUGCAAUAUUGGUUUGAUGAUUGAGCACCAGCCAAAAACCACGAACCCUUUGAACCUUUCCUGCUCUCCUUCCCUUCGCAUUCCUAAAAUUCUUCGUCAAGGCCUUACCCGUAUUACCUAAAAAACCAAAAUGUAAUCUGAAGAUUUACAGACAGAUGGUGAUUGUUCAGGAGUUCAAAAAUCACCGCAUGUCUCCCCAAACAUUCAAAGAACAAAAGGCUUAAAUACCUCUACUAAUAACCCUGCGGGGUUGUUACAGAAGGCAUGAGGGAAAGACUUUUUUUUGGGACACAUGCUGUCGAAAAUCACAGCAUGUCCCUCAAAAUUCAAGGAUUCGUUCUGUUGUUUUUUUCAAGCCCCACUGUUUUACGAACCCACGACUGAAUUGCACCCAUUAAAAUAUAAAAGCCGCCAUCACGCCUGCCAACCCCUCCUAAAUAAAACAAAGAAGUCUUGUUGCUUAGACUCUCUUGACGCUGUCACCCACAGUCUGUAGAGAAAUGUGGCGGUGUCACCAACGAUUUAUCGGUAGUAAGCUCGAUGUUUGGCUUACUACCUGCCACCAUGGUGCCAAUUGUUUGCCAGAUUUGAUAAAUGAGGUGGAGUCUGGGUGGAGCAGAAGAGGGGACAAUCACAGUUGCUUUGUGUUACAGUGUGAGGCAAACAUGCUGCUUUUUACGCCUUAACAUCCUCUUAAUGGAGCAAUAUUUUUCCAAAUUUCUAUCAAGACACACCGGGAAAGCAGUUAAAUUAAUUAUCACUCCCCCCCUCCCCACCCAGACUACGUCAUGUGGAAAUAAUGGCUGAUUUUAGCGUGAGUACUUGCUGCUUUGGUCAUCAUAAUAAGAUAUGAAGCAUUUAUGAAAUCAUAGUCUUAUCUGGUUGCUACUGUGAAGCUAAAAACUUAUUUUUCUUUGCUCCAACUAAAAACCCAGAUUCCAGGAACUUCACCAAAAGCCAUAACGAUGGCGCAGAGAAGCUCCCAUUUUACUCCCUUUUAUUUCUGCCUUCCUUGUCCUGAUCUGUGUCCUAUCUAACCCCUUCCUUUCCCCCUCCCAGCCUCAUUUGUGCAGCUACAUUGCAGCUUUGACAGCGAGGCCUAUUUAACCUCCUCUCAUCCUAAGUAACUUCUUCAUGAGAGAUUUUAGUUACCUGUCAACAGAAUACAUGAAAAAUGAAAGCUGAAAAAAAAAAUUGUGGAUGGUAAGCAAAGACCUUUUACAAAGAGAUAUAAAAAUAACAUUUAACAAAUGUUUGAUUGACUGAAUAUUUUUUUCAUAUAUGGGUUUACUGACUCAGCGGAUGGCUGGAUUGUGUCAAGCAUAAAACAUUUCUGCUGCAUUUUUGAAAAAUAAAAAUAUCAGUAUUUUACAAUUAUGAGCAUUUUAAA
Messenger RNA from Pundamilia nyererei, 5905 nucleotides. Its product is annotated as neuroligin-4, X-linked-like. Lineage: Eukaryota; Metazoa; Chordata; Actinopteri; Cichliformes; Cichlidae. The record is from RefSeq and is a predicted model, not a curated record. Bases 653 to 3271 code for a protein of 872 amino acids. Gene Ontology annotation, cellular component: membrane. The transcript is spliced from 9 exons. Gene Ontology annotation, molecular function: neurexin family protein binding.